Messenger RNA from Entamoeba nuttalli P19, 1833 nucleotides. RefSeq lists its product as hypothetical. NCBI's taxonomy places the organism in Eukaryota, Evosea, Mastigamoebida, Endamoebidae. Gene Ontology annotation, cellular component: nucleus; endoplasmic reticulum membrane. Gene Ontology annotation, biological process: protein autoprocessing; positive regulation of DNA-templated transcription. The record is from RefSeq and is a predicted model, not a curated record. The transcript has a single exon. Bases 1 to 1833 code for a protein of 610 amino acids. Gene Ontology annotation, molecular function: sequence-specific DNA binding; DNA-binding transcription factor activity.
AUGAAUGGUGGCGGUGGAAUAGUCAAUGUCCCUGUCAAGGAAAUCCCACGAACACUAAAACAACGUAAAAAGAAUUGGAAAUGUAAUUAUCCUGGAUGUAAUGAACCACCUAAAACAAGAUAUAAUUGUUAUGCACAUGUUUGGGAUUCUCACAUUAAACAAUUUCUUGCAGAAGAAGGAAAUAAUCCCGACAACAUGUUAUUAACAUCAUUUAAAAAUUCUAAUGAGAAAGAUAAAAUAAAGAAAAUUUGUGAAAGAUACAUGAUUAAAUUAGUUGAUAAAACACAAGGAAGACAAACAUAUCCAUUUGCAUUUACUGAAACACUUGCACCACUCAUUGGAGUUGCACUAAAUGAACUUCAAAAGAAAGAGAGUCAAAGUAAGAAUAAACAAGAGGAAAAAAGAAUAAGAGGUAUAGAAGAAAAAAGAGAGUUUUUAGGACAUAAUGAGAUAAUUAAAACAGACAGUGAAACUACCGAAAAUAUAUUAAAUAAUAGUCAAGAGUAUCAAAUAGUAGAAGAAAGAAAUAAUGAAGAAUAUCAAAUAAAUGAAUUAUUAAAAAUUAAAGGAAUUAGAAAUAAAGUACAACAAUUAUAUAUGUUAGGAGAAAUUUUUUCAAAUGAAGGAUUUCUUGUAAGGUCAGAUGAAAGAAAUAAAAAAGAAAUUGAAAAAAUUGAUAAAGCAUUAUAUGGAUUAAAACAUUUAUCUGGUAGAGAAUUUAAAUAUUUAAGAGACCCAGAAGAUAAAACACCCAGAUAUGGAUUUAUUGCACAAGAAGUUAAAGAAAUUUAUCCUGAAUUAGUACAAAUAGAUGAAGAAGGAGGACUUACAGUAGAUUAUCUUGGAAUAAUUCCUAUUAUGGUAGAAGCAUUAAAAGAAAUAGAAAAAGAAAGUGAAACAAUAAGAAGAAAUAAAAAGAUAGAAAGUGAAAACCUUAAUUUAACAAUAAAUAAAACAAUUAAAGAAUUAAUUAGAAUUGAAAAAGAAUUUAAAGAACAAAAAGAUGAAAUAUUAAAACCAAUUCAUAAAAAAGAAAAAAGAUCAACAAUUAGUCAUUGUUUUGGACCAACAUAUUUCGUUAUUUUUAUGUCAAUUUUAUUUUCUAUUAGUGCACUUAUUGUUCCGCUCAUAAGUCCUGUUUAUUUGAUUGAAAUAACACUUAUCUUCAUUAGUUGUAUUUUAUGGAUAUUUGUUAUUAUUAAUAAUUCGGAAGUAAAAGAAUUUAUAAUCAAAAAAGAAAGUUUGAAAGAAACAUUUAAAGAAAAUAAUUGGUGGAGUAUAUUACAACUUACAAUAUGGUCAAUAAUCAUAACAAUAAUAAUGAGUUCAAUAACUAUAACAUUAAUUGUAGGAAUAAUGGGAGUUUUAAUUGCUAUUCUUUAUAUUAUUUUAUUUAUUAGUAUAUUAACAAUGCUUUUACUUGUAUAUUUUAAUUGUUCAUAUAAUUAUAGAACUCUAAUUAUUUGUAUUGUAUUUUCUUCUUUUCAUGUCAUUUCCCUUAUUGCUUUAAUAUCAGCUAUUAGUCUCCAACCUUUCCAUUAUUUUGAAUUGACUCAUUAUAAUAUAUUAACAUCAAUUCAAACAAAUGUUAAUCAAACUAUUGUUCCAAUUGCCUUACCUCCAUUACCAUGGAAUUGUUAUGACCCAACAUUUCUUUAUUCAACCCCUUUACCAAAUGAAUUAGAAUUAGAACUUGAAACAAAAUAUAUUAAUCGAAUAACACCAUAUCUUCAAGGUAAAGUUACACAAAAAGUUAAUUAUAUUGGAUCAAUUAAAUUACAAUGUGGAGUAACAAAGAUAGAUUAUGCAAGAAUACAUCUACAUGCUUACUAA